CUAAGCUCUUCUUGCUCACCCAGCAUCUCCUUCUUGUCUUUGAAAAAUAGCAUUGUCUUUUAUAUUCCUUAGCGUUGCCAAUAGAGAAAAAUGGCUUACUCAAAGACUUUCCUUCUUCUUGGCCUUGCCUUUGCUGUUGUUCUUCUCAUCUCUUCUCAGGUCUCAGCUCGUGAGCUUGCUGAGACAGUUCAAGCCCAGGAAAAUGCAGAAGUUGAAGGUUAUGGACACGGUCAUGGGCACGGCCACGGACAUGGGCACGGUGGAUAUGGACACGGACAUGGCGGAUAUGGGAAAGGACAUGGUCAUGGAGGACGCCAUGGAAAGCCAGGACACGGUGGUCACCCAGAAACUGAAGUUGAAAAUUAAAUGAAAAAAAUAUACCCUUUCUUUUUAAGAAAGGGUACUUGUUAACUUGCAUGUAUUGCUUACAUAAGAGUAAUGCAUGUAGAUCUUGCUCUAUUUGAGUUUGUAUCUUGUCAAUAAUCGAGUCUAAAAAAAAUGUGCCUUCUUCUUCGUCUUUCAGUCACAGAAGUUGGCUUUUGUCUUUGUAUUUUCCAUACCUUGCAAUUUGUAACGCACUUUAAAAGUAAUAUCAUGAAAUGCAGAAGUACUCAUAGCUCCUUUCUUAUGCUA
Molecule: messenger RNA, 633 nt
Organism: Ricinus communis (castor bean)
Lineage: Eukaryota; Viridiplantae; Streptophyta; Magnoliopsida; Malpighiales; Euphorbiaceae
Product: glycine-rich protein DC7.1
Exons: 2
Coding region: 91-366 (91 amino acids)
Source: RefSeq, a predicted model, not a curated record